Messenger RNA from Haplochromis burtoni (Burton's mouthbrooder), 1191 nucleotides. RefSeq names its product hydroxycarboxylic acid receptor 1. Gene Ontology annotation, cellular component: membrane. Gene Ontology annotation, molecular function: G protein-coupled receptor activity. The coding region runs from base 221 to 634 and encodes 137 amino acids. The transcript has 2 exons. NCBI's taxonomy places the organism in Eukaryota, Metazoa, Chordata, Actinopteri, Cichliformes, Cichlidae. Gene Ontology annotation, biological process: G protein-coupled receptor signaling pathway. The record is from RefSeq and is a predicted model, not a curated record.
CCUCUGACACUUUAUGAAUGAACGUCUCGCGUCGGGACUGAAAAAAAGGAAGAACAAGAGGAAGCUUCAAAUUUCAAGAGUUUGGAAACUUUCCAAGGUGUGGUCACACAGACUUUCCCCCUCGCUCAGAUUUAACCACCAAACCCACAGAUAUUUUUAACAGUCAAACUUAAGAAUAAUCCUCAAUAAACUUCAAGGACUUUCUGCCCGAGUCACCAAAAUGACCUCAGAGCCAAACUUCACCACCGCCUCAAACCUCACCACCCCCACUGCCGAUGGUGGCUGCCCACCUGUCGGUAUUGGGCUGGAAGGUAAGAUCAUGCCACCCGUCCUCAUCAUCGACGUCAUUCUGGGGCUGCUGGGAAACCUGGUCGCUCUGUGGAUCUUCUGCUUCAAACUGAAGGCGUGGAACCCCAACAGCCUCUUCCUCUUCAACCUGGUUAUCGCAGACUUCCUCGCUCUAGUGAGUCUACCUCUGAGGAUCGACGCCUUGCUCAGGAGUCACUGGGUGUUUGGAGACGGCAUGUGUCGGAUCAACCUCUUCCUGAUGUUUUCCAACCGCUCGGCGAGCAUCGCACUCAUGACCGUGGUGGCAAUUUAUCGCUACUUUAAGGUGAGAGAAUCCUCAUGGUGAUGGAGUUGUAAAAAUGCUUAACAAAGUUUUUUGUUGCACCUCGUUGGGCCACAUUCCUGGUAAAGAGAACAAACCUCUGACUGCAUUUCUAAUAUUUUUGAAUCACUCCAACACGGGAAACUCGUGUGCUGCAGGUCUGUUAAAGUGAUACAGGUUGUUUUCAUUCAUGGGGCUCCAAACAGGGAAAAGUUGGUAGUAAUAGCUUGAUGUAAAUAGCUUGAUGACAUAACUGGGAAAAAACUCAAGUUAAGCCAAGAUGGGUAAACAGCUGGUAUGGUUAGGUAGCGGUAUAAAGAGUAGCCCAUUCAGCUAAAUUAAUGGAUAAAUAGCUGUAAUCAUAUUCUACAUUGUCAUUUAUAAAUGAAGCUGAAGGAAGGAAGACUGAAACUGUUUUAGGAAGUUAGGAACUUUACCUGACUGAGAUCUUUGAAUCCAUCCAUCCAUCACCUGACACUGUGACAUGAAAACUGGUUUCCUGUUUACAAAUGGUCCAAUAACGCUGCAGGAACAAUGAUGAUUGGCCAAUCAGUGCCAGGCGCACAAUUAAUUUCACCAUC